AUGGUACAGAAGAAGAGGAUGGUACAGAAGAACAGGACAUUACGUAAGAAUAGGAUGUUAAAGAAGGACAGGACGUUACAGAAGAACAGGAUGUUACAGAAGAACAGGAUGUUACAGAGAAACAGGACUUUACAGAAGAACAGGAUGGAUGUUACAGGAGAACAGAAUGUUAAUGAAGAACAUAAUGUUAUAGAAGAACAGGAUGGUAAAGAAGAACGGAAUGAUACAGAAGAACAAGGUGUUACAGAAGAUCAGUACGUUACAGGAGAACAGAAUGUUAUAGGAGAAGAGGAAUUUACGGACGAACAGGACUUUACAGAUGAGCAGAAUGGUUCAGAAGAACAGGAUGGGGAUGUUACAAAAGAACAGGAUGGUAAAGAAAAACGGGAUGGUAUAGAAGAAAAGGACGUUACAGAAGAACAGGAUGUUACAGAGAAACAGGACUUUACAGAAGAACAGGAGGUACAGAAGAACAGGAUGUUACAGAGGAACAGGAUGGUAAAGAAAAACAGGAUGGUAAAGAAAAACAGGAUGGUACAGAAGAACAGGAAGUUACAGAAGUAUCAGACUUUAAAGGAGAACAGCAUAUUACAGGAUAACAGGGUGUUACAGAGAAACAGGAUGUUACAGAAGAACAUGAUGUUACAGAAGAAAAGGAUGAUAAAGAAGAACAGGAUGGAUUUUACAGAGGAACACGAUGUUACAGGAGAACAUGACGUUACACAAGAACAGGAUGGUAAAGAAGAACAGGAUGGUACAGAAAAACAGGAUGUCACAGAAGAACAGGACGUUACACUAGAACAGGAUGUUACAGGAGAACAGGAUGUUACAGAGGAACAGAACGUUACAGAAGAAAAUGAUGGUACAGAAGAACAGGAUGGCACAGAAGAACAGGACGUCAUAGAAGAACAGGAUGUUACAGAAAAACAGAAUGGUAUAGAAGAACAGGAUGUUACAGAAGAAAGGAUGGACUUUACAGAAGAACAGGAUGUUAUAGGAGAACAGAAUGUUACAGAGGAACUGGACGUUACAGAAGAAAAGGAUGGUACAGAAAAGCUGGAUGAGGAACAAGCCGUUAAAGGAGAACAGGAUGCUACAGAAGAACAGGAUGUUAUAGGAGAACAGGAUGUUUCAGAGGAACAGGAUGUUAUAGGGGAACAUGAUGUUACAGAAGAACAGGAUGUUACAGAGGAACAGGAUGUUAUAGGGGAACAUGAUGUUACAGAAGAACAGGAUGAAAAACAGGAUGUUACAGAGGAAAAGGAUGUUACAGGAGAACAGAAUGUUAUACAAGAACAGGAUGUUAUAGGAGAACAGGAUGUUACAGGAAAAAAGGAUGUUACAGAGAAACAGGAUGUUAUAGGAGAACAUGAGAUUACAGAAGAACAGAAUGAAAAACAGGAUGUUAUAGGAGAACAUGAUGCUACAGAGGAACAGGAUGUUACAGAAAAACCUGACGUUACAGAAGAACAGGAUGAUUUAGAGGAACAGUAUGUUACAGAAGAACAGGACGAUACAGAAGAACAGGAUAUUACAGUAGAACAUGAUGUUACAGAGGAACAGGACUUUACAGAAGACCAGGAUGGUACAGAAGAACAGGAUGAACUGCAUGGUAAAGAAGAACAGGAUAGUACAGAAGAACAGGACAUUAAAGAAGAACAUGAUGUUAUAGGAGAACAGGAUGUUACAGGAGAACUGUAUGUUAUUGGAGAACAGGAUGUUACAGAGGAACAGGAUGUUUCAGUAGAAAAGGAUAGUACAGAAGAACAGGACAUUUCAGAAGAACAAGAAGUUACAGAAGAACAGGACUUUACAGAAGAACAGAAUGUCACAGAAGAAGAGCAUAUAAUUGGAGAACAUGAUGUUACAUGA
Bufo gargarizans (Asiatic toad) is the source of this 1872-nucleotide messenger RNA. Its product is annotated as glutamic acid-rich protein-like. The record is from RefSeq and is a predicted model, not a curated record. NCBI's taxonomy places the organism in Eukaryota, Metazoa, Chordata, Amphibia, Anura, Bufonidae. The transcript has 9 exons. The coding region runs from base 1 to 1872 and encodes 623 amino acids.